Molecule: messenger RNA, 1902 nt
Organism: Pogoniulus pusillus (Red-fronted tinkerbird)
Lineage: Eukaryota; Metazoa; Chordata; Aves; Piciformes; Lybiidae
Gene: SLC5A10
Product: solute carrier family 5 member 10
Exons: 13
Coding region: 2-1627 (541 amino acids)
Biological process (GO): transmembrane transport
Cellular component (GO): plasma membrane
Molecular function (GO): D-glucose:sodium symporter activity
Source: RefSeq, a predicted model, not a curated record
CAUGGCGUGGUGGCCAAUUGGAGCCUCUCUCUUUGCCAGCAGUGAAGGCUCAGGACUCUUCAUCGGGCUGGCUGGGACCAGUGCUGCUGGGGGCAUUGCUGUCACUGGCUUCGAGUUGAAUGCCACUUAUGCUCUCCUGGCCCUAGCCUGGGUGUUUGUGCCAGUCUACAUCUCAUCUGGGAUUGUCACAAUGCCUGAGUAUCUCCAGCGAAGGUUUGGAGGGGAGAGGAUCCGGAUGUACCUCUCUGUCCUGUCGCUCCUGCUCUCCAUCUUCACCAAAAUCUCUACAGACCUGUACUCAGGGGCCCUCUUUGUGCAAGUCUGCCUAGGCUGGGACCUUUACCUCUCCACUGUCCUGAUGCUGGUGGUCACAGGGCUCUACACCAUUGCAGCUUUUAACGAGAUUGGAGGUUACCCCAACCUGGAAGAGGCCUAUUUAAGAGCCAUACCCACCAAGAUUGUUCCCAACACUACCUGCCACCUGCCCAGAGCAGAUGCAAUGCACCUCUUCCGAGACCCAGCCUCCGGAGACCUGCCCUGGACCGGGAUGACUUUUGGGCUGUCUAUCAUGGCCAUGUGGUACUGGUGCACCGACCAGGUCAUUGUCCAGCGGUCGCUCUCUGCUAAGAGCCUGAGUCAUGCCAAGGCUGGUUCCAUCUUGGCCAGCUACCUGAAGAUGCUGCCCUUGUUUGUCAUCAUCAUGCCAGGGAUGAUCAGCAGGGUUCUAUACCCAGACACUGUGGCCUGUGUGGACCCUGAGGAAUGUGCCCGUGUGUGUGGGGCUGCUGUGGGCUGCUCCAACAUUGCCUACCCCAAGCUGGUGGUUGAGCUGAUGCCCAGUGGACUGCGGGGUCUGAUGAUUGCAGUGAUGAUGGCUGCACUGAUGUCAUCCCUGACCUCCAUAUUCAACAGCAGCAGCACUCUCUUCACCAUGGACAUCUGGAGGAAGUUGAGGCCGGGAGCUGGCGAGCGAGAGCUGCUCUUGGUGGGCAGGAUGGUCACAGUGGUGCUGGUGGCCCUCAGUGUGGUCUGGAUCCCUAUCCUGCAGAGCUCCAGUGGUGGCCAGCUCUACGUCUACAUCCAGGCUGUCACCAGCUACCUGGCUCCUCCUGUCACUGCUGUCUUCCUCCUGGCUGUCUUCUGGCCCCGAGCUAACGAGCAGGGAGCUUUCUGGGGCCUGAUGGUGGGGUUGGUGCUGGGACUGGCCAGGAUGGGGCUGGAGCUGGCGUACCCGACGCCCCACUGCGGGGUCCCUGACCGCCAGCCCUGGCUGCUUGCUGACAUCCACUACCUGCACUUUGCUGUGCUGCUCUGUGCCACCACGGGGGCCAUCGUGGUGGGGGGCAGCCUGAUGACCCCCCCAACACCUCCAUCCCAGCUGAAGGAUCUCACCUGGUGGACCCUCUCAGGGAAGCUUCCCCAGCCCUCUGUGGAUGACACAUCCCAUGGACCCCCUGAUGGUUCCUCCUCUAACACCCCAGGCAACCAGCAGCCAUCAAAUUGUGAGGGACUCCUGGUCACAGCCCUCAAGGACACCAGAGAGUCUCACUUCUGGGCCCAUGUCUGCAGCAUCAAUGCCAUUGUCCUGAUGUGUGUCAAUAUUUUCUGCUAUGCCUAUUUUGCCUAGCAGCCUGCCAGCCUCUGAAGAGGAGAAAAGUCCUGGCAAGGGGGAGAAACGGGGAUUUGGGUGGCAGUUUUGACUUGGCAUACCUGGGACGUGGGAUGCUUAAAUCCACUGGUGUAAUGAGCUUGGUGUUCUCGGCACCAUGGACUCUAAGUGCAUCCUGGGGAGCUGUGAGUGGUAUUUGUGGGUGUAGUGAGUCCUCAGGAGGGGCCUGGGAAGAGAUAUUGGAGUGGGCAAAUGGGGGCUGAAGGGCAGAGGGGAUAUGGGGAGAGACAUUG